Molecule: messenger RNA, 3155 nt
Organism: Spea bombifrons (plains spadefoot toad)
Lineage: Eukaryota; Metazoa; Chordata; Amphibia; Anura; Pelobatidae
Gene: KCNQ2
Product: potassium voltage-gated channel subfamily Q member 2
Exons: 16
Coding region: 107-2734 (875 amino acids)
Biological process (GO): transmembrane transport; potassium ion transport
Cellular component (GO): membrane
Molecular function (GO): voltage-gated potassium channel activity
Source: RefSeq, a predicted model, not a curated record
GCGAGCUUCCUGCCCCGCUACCUGACCGCCUGCCCCGGCCAUGAGCCCCCCAGUGGCGGAAAGCCCCCCAGACCAGGGCAUGGAGCUGAGGUGAGACCGCCCCAGCAUGGUGCAGAAAUCCCGCAAUGGAGGGGUCUACCCCGGCCCCACCGCAGAGAAGAAGCUGAAGGUGGGCUUUGUGGGGUUGGACCCAGGAGCCCCGGAAUCCAGCAGGGACGGGGCCCUCCUCAUUGAUGGGGCAGAGCUGAAGAGGGGCAGCAUCCUCAGCAAGCCCAGGUCGGGGGUCUGUGGGACCGGGAAGCCCCCCAAACGCAACGCCUUCUACCGCAAGCUGCAGAAUUUCCUCUACAAUGUGCUGGAGAGACCCCGGGGCUGGGCAUUUAUCUACCAUGCCUAUGUGUUCCUUCUGGUUUUCUCAUGCCUCGUCCUGUCUGUCUUCUCCACCAUUAAAGACUAUGAGAGCAGUUCCGAGGGGGCUUUGUAUAUUCUGGAAAUAGUGACCAUUGUCGUGUUCGGAGUGGAGUACUUCGUGCGAAUCUGGGCAGCCGGGUGUUGCUGUCGUUACCGCGGCUGGAGGGGCAGGUUGAAGUUUGCCCGCAAGCCGUUCUGUGUGAUCGACAUCAUGGUCCUCAUAGCAUCCAUCGCGGUUCUGGCUGCGGGGUCACAAGGAAAUGUCUUUGCCACGUCAGCUCUCAGAAGCCUGAGGUUUCUGCAGAUAUUGCGCAUGAUAAGGAUGGACCGGAGGGGAGGCACGUGGAAACUUCUGGGAUCUGUGGUUUAUGCACACAGCAAGGAGCUGAUAACGGCGUGGUACAUUGGCUUUCUGUGCCUUAUACUAGCUUCUUUCCUGGUAUACUUGGCAGAGAAAGAAGAGAACAGCAUGUUCGAUACCUAUGCAGAUGCCUUAUGGUGGGGGCUGAUCACUCUCACCACCAUUGGUUAUGGAGAUAAGUAUCCUCAGACGUGGAACGGGCGCCUCCUCGCUGCUACCUUCACCCUCAUUGGCGUCUCCUUCUUUGCUCUUCCUGCUGGAAUCCUCGGAUCUGGAUUUGCCCUUAAAGUCCAGGAGCAGCACAGGCAGAAGCACUUUGAGAAGAGGCGCAAUCCGGCAGCGGGGCUAAUUCAGUGCGCCUGGAGGUUCUACGCCACCAACCUGUCCCGCUUAGACCUUCACUCCACUUGGCAGUAUUACGAACGCGCCGUCACUGUGCCCAUGUACAGACUGAUCCCGCCUCUCAACCAAUUGGAUCUUCUGAGGAACCUAAAGAGCAAAUCGGGACUCGCUUUCAGGAAGGAGCAGCAGGCAGAGCCUCCGCAGAGCAGCCAGAAAGUGAGCCUAAAAGAGAGGGUCUUCUCCAGUCCCAGAGGAGUGGCCUCCAAGGGCAAAGGCUCCCCCCAGUCCCAAGGUGUGCGACGAUCUCCCAGCGCGGACCAAAGCAUGGAGGAGAGUCCCAGCAAGGUGCCCAAGAGCUGGAGCUUUGGAGACAGAGGUCGUACGCGCCAGGCCUUCCGCAUUAAGGGUUCAGCAUCACGGCAAAACUCUGAAGUAAGUCUUCCCGGAGAAGAUGUCGCAGAUGAAAACAGGAACUGUAAUUGCGAAUUUCUGGCUGAUGACCUGACCCCGGGACUGAAGGCUUCCAUUCGAGCCGUGUGCAUAAUGCGGUUUUUGGUGUCCAAACGGAAGUUCAAAGAAAGCCUCAGACCUUACGACGUGAUGGACGUGAUCGAGCAGUAUUCGGCCGGACAUUUAGACAUGCUCGCCCGGAUCAAAAACCUGCAGUCAAGGAUAGAUAUGAUUGUGGGUCCCCCACCCCCUUCAACACCCCGGCAUAAGAAGCUCCAAAGCAAAGGAUCAAUGCACUCCACCAAAGAAUCACCCCAAUACUCUCCUAGAGUGGACCAGAUUGUUGGAAGAGGCGGUUCCAUCACCGAAAAAGAUAGGGCCAAAGGCUCUGCUGAAGUGGAGAUGCCAGAGGACCCAAGCAUGAUGGGUCGGCUCGGGAAGGUGGAGAAACAGGUGCUGUCCAUGGAGAAGAAGCUUGACUUUCUUGUCAACAUCUACAUGCAGAGAAUGGGAAUCCCACCUUCAGAAACACAGGCGUAUUUUGUUGCCAAGGACCCUGAGCCUGCUCCCCCAUACCACAGCCCAGAGGACAGCCGCGACCCUGAAAAAAACCUCUGCAUUACCAAGAUUGUCCGCUCCACCAGUUCUGUGGGUCACAAGAACUUUAGUGCUCCUCCUGCCCAAGGGACAGCGCCCACUCAUUGCCCUCCGUCCACAUCGUGGCACCAACAACCAUAUCACCGGCAUAGUCAUGGCUCUUCCCCGGUGGGUGAUCCAGGCAACAUGGUGAGAAUUCCUCCACCUCCAUCCCAUGAACGUUCGUUCUUUGCGUAUGGGGGGAGUAGAUCAGGGGGAGUCGAGGAAGGUUCAGUUAAGCAUCGGGACGCGGCGGGCCUGAGAGAUAGUGAUACAUCCAUAUCAAUCCCAUCUGUUGACCACGAAGAGCUGGAGCGUUCGUUCAGUGGCUUCAGCAUCUCUCAGUCCAAGGAAAACCUUGAUGUUCUGAAUAAUGGGGCAGUUGCAGUUCCUGGGCCCAGCAAAGUCCGUCCUUACAUAGCUGAGGGGGAGUCAGACACGGACUCUGAUCUCUGCACCCCUUGUGGUCCACCUCCUAAGUCAGCCACGGGCGAGGGACCUUACGGUGAGUUGGGGUGGUCAGGCAGCAAGUAAUCUGUUGUCGGUGGUGUUUAUGUUACAUGUGAAGACACUGGCAAAUAGCCACAGAUGCAGUUCCACCUUAAGAUAAGGGGUUGUCCAUCUAUGACCUCUUCCGAAGGAGCGACCCCUCCAAAGAAGGCUUGAAGCAGAUGUGUGUUCCUCGUGGGCGGGUAUGAUCCGAUCACUUACAGCUCCAGUGAGUGCUGUGGACUUCUUGUUGAAAUGUUACAUUUGCAAACUCUUGAACGCAAAAAAAAAAUCAAAUGGUCCAAAACAAAAAAUACUGAUCUCCAGAAAGGAAAAAAAAAAAACCUUUAGACCAAGCAGUACCAUUUUUUGUAUCACUCAAUCUUUCCCAAACUCGAAACCUAAUGACGUAAACCUAGCGGCUGUCAUUCGUCAACAAUUUCAGAAUAAAUCCGAAGACCACCUA